This is a messenger RNA of Gadus macrocephalus (Pacific cod), 5232 nucleotides long. RefSeq names its product synaptic vesicle glycoprotein 2C-like. Gene Ontology annotation, cellular component: membrane. The transcript has 13 exons. Gene Ontology annotation, biological process: transmembrane transport; chemical synaptic transmission. The record is from RefSeq and is a predicted model, not a curated record. Lineage: Eukaryota; Metazoa; Chordata; Actinopteri; Gadiformes; Gadidae. Bases 394 to 2613 code for a protein of 739 amino acids. Gene Ontology annotation, molecular function: transmembrane transporter activity.
UCUCCUCUGGAUUGCUGCAGCGAACGCGCUGCAUCAGUGGAGAGAGAAACCUGCACGAGCGGACAACAGCCUCGGUGUCCCUGAACCGCACGAGCCCGGGAAGCAUCGCGCCACCCUUAUCGGCACCGGGUAUCCCCGUACAAUGUGAGGCUCUUCGCACGCAGUAUAUGACCCCUGCGACUGCGCUCGGAGCGUCCUGUGUCAACAACUACUUACUGUUCACACCCUGCUGCUGAUUGGUCAAUACAAAUUGACUGUUUUCUACACCCUGGAAUGAUUUGCCACAUCAGCAGAGAAAGAUCUCAUGUUUAGUUUUCCUUACUAAGAAAUACAUUGAGAUUCUGUGGCUGUUAAACUAGUUUUCAUUGGGGGAGUUAUCUUUGGGAGCACACCAUGGAUGAGAUCCACAGCGGUGACACCUCCCUAGUCCAGGGCGCCAGAGACAUCGCCAAGGAGGCCAAGCGCCAUGCCUCCAGAACGGUCGGCCGCAGUGUGGACCGCGCCUCCGACGAGUUCUCGCAGCACAACAACUACGACCGUUUCCAGGACGACGAGGCGAUGGACGACAACCGCCGGGCCUAUGCCCCAACCCCGCCCGGCCAGAGCGGCCGAGGCGCCGGCAACGAGGAAGACGAGGGGGCAUCCAGCGACGCCACGGAGGGACACGAUGAUGAGGACGAGAUCUACGAGGGGGAGUAUCAGGGCGUGCCCCCCGCCUACGGGGACGGGAAGCCCCGGGACGGGCGCGUGGCUCUGGGCCAGCCCGUACCUGAGAGCGCCAAAGACCGCAAGGAGCUGGAGAACGAGCGGCAGGCGGACGAGGAGGAGAUGGCCCAGCAGUACGAGCUCAUCAUGCAGGAGUGCGGCCACGGGAGGUUCCAGUGGCAGCUCUUCUUCGUGCUGGGCCUCGCGCUCAUGUCGGACGGCGUGGAGGUGUUCGUGGUCGGUUUCGUGCUGCCCAGCGCCGAGACCGACAUGUGCGUGCCCAACUCUGGGGCCGGGUGGCUAGGUAGUAUCGUGUACUUGGGGAUGAUGCUGGGAGCAUUCUUCUGGGGCGGCCUGUCAGAUAAGCUUGGCCGCAAGCAGUGCCUGUUAAUCGCCAUGUCUGUGAAUGGUUUCUUCGCCUUCCUGUCCUCCUUCGUCCAGGGCUACAGCAUGUUCCUGCUCUGUCGCAUGGUCUCAGGCUUUGGCAUUGGUGGCGCGGUGCCCAUCGUGUUCUCCUACUUUGCCGAGGUACUGGCUCGGGAGAAGAGGGGCGAGCACCUGAGCUGGCUCUGCAUGUUCUGGAUGAUAGGGGGGAUCUACGCCUCGGCCAUGGCCUGGGCCAUCAUCCCCCACUACGGGUGGAGUUUCAGCAUGGGUUCAGCCUACCAGUUCCACAGCUGGAGGGUGUUCGUUGUGGUGUGCGCUCUGCCCUGCGUCUCCGCUGUGGUGGCCCUCACUUUCAUGCCCGAGAGCCCACGUUUCUUCCUACAGAACGGCAAACACGACGAGGCCUGGAUGGUGCUCAAGCACAUCCACGACACCAACAUGCGCGCCCGCGGAGAGCCCGAGCGAGUGUUCACUGUGAACAGGAUCAAGGUCCCUAGGCAGCUGGACGAGCUGGUGGAGAUGCAGAGCGAGACGGCCAACCCUGUGGCCAAGGCCUUCAUGAAGGUUCGGGCCGAGAUCAGAGGACUGUGGAUGACCUUCAUGAGGUGCUUCAGUUACCCGGUGAGGGACAACACAGUGAAGCUGGCCGUGGUGUGGUUCACCCUGUCCUUUGGGUAUUAUGGACUGUCGGUGUGGUUCCCUGACGUCAUCAAACACCUCCAGGCGGAUGAGUAUGCCUCCAGGGUGAAGAUCCACAACGGAGAACGUACCGAGGACUUUACCUUCAACUUCACCCUGGAGAACCAGAUCCACAGGAACGGAGUGUUUCAAAAUGACAGGUUCAUCGCCAUGAGGUUCAAGGCGGUGACCUUCAUCGACUCUACCUUCGACAACUGUUAUUUUGAAGACGUCUCCUCCGUCGGCACCUCCUUCAAGAACUGUACCUUUAUAGAAUCCUUCUUUUAUAACACUGACAUCGAUGACUCCAAGCUCACCAACUCCCGUGUGAUCACCAGCUCCUUCCACCACAACAAGACGGGCUGCCAGAUGACGUUUGACGAUGACUACAGCGCCUACUGGGUCUACUUUGUAAACUUCCUGGGAACUCUGGCCGUGUUGCCUGGCAACAUCGUCUCUGCGCUGCUCAUGGACAAGAUUGGACGCCUCAGCAUGCUGGGGGGAUCCAUGGUGCUGUCAGGUAUCAGCUGUUUCUUCCUGUGGUUCGGCACCAGCGAGUCCAUGAUGAUCUUCAUGCUGUGUCUCUACAACGGACUCAGCAUCUCAGCAUGGAACUCUCUGGACGUCGUCACGGCGGAGAUCUACCCCACUGACAGGAGGGGAACUGGCUUCGGGUUCUGUAACGCCAUGUGCAAGCUGGCGGCGGUGCUGGGGAACCUGAUCUUCGGCUCCCUGGUGGGCGUUAGCAAGGCGGUGCCCAUCCUGCUGGCCUCGGCCGUGCUGGUGACCGGGGGCCUGGUGGGCCUCAGGCUCCCCGACACACGCCCCAAUGUCCUCAUGUGAAGGGGGGCGGUUGAUCUUGAAAUGGAUUUAGGGAUUUAUUUUAUUUGUUGGUUUUCCUUAUUUAAUUGUUUUUAUUAGUAAUUGCAUUUUUUUUUUUUUUUUUUUUUUUUUAUCUUUUAUUAAUGUUUUUAUUUAAUCUUGCUUAAGUCCAUUAUAUGAAAGUGCCAAAAUGCUCAAAAUCUGUUGUUAAAUCAGUAGCAGAUAUUAACCAGAAAAUAUGGAACAAUGAAAUAUAGUCACCGUUAUUUGCGGUCGCAAAUACACAGGGGCUCAUCGUUGUGUUUAUAUUAGGAGUUGUAUAAAUAUAUACAGUAAGUGAUCCUUAUUACAUCUUAUUUCUGGACAGUAUGGAUCAACAUGUUCGACGGUCCUCUGAAUUCUCCCUUUAGGUCUGGGUGAAGGUUUAUUUGGUGCUUAGAACUAGGGAUCUUCACAGCUCGGCAGGGCUGACCCUAUGGGGGUCAACCCUAUGGGGGUCAAGCCUAACCCUAUGGGGGUCCACAAUGAUCUUAUGGGAGUCAACCCUGCCCAUAGGCUGAGGGCCAUAGCCUCACCCAUAGGGCCUUUUUCUGUGAUGAGUCUAAUUAAAUUAUUUUUUAUAUCAAAGACCUUAUUAUACAAUGACAUAGGUCAUAUAAUUCCGAGGCAAAUUAACAAUUUGAAUUUGUACGUUGUUAAGGUUUCUUUGUUGAGUGUUGAGUUUCUGUCCGCCUGCUUGACUGCAUAAUGAGACAUUGACUAAAGACAUCCUCUCAUUUAAUACAGUCCCAACAGACUCUGCUGCAGAUGCAAAGUAAAACAACGUUUACACUUUCUCUAUUCCCCUGCUGAGGAACUUUUACACCUCACAACCCUUUCUGUCUGAAUGUUCUGUUCCUUCGUAUGUGUGUUUGUGUGGUAUGGCAAUUUGCUCAGUGUUAAGGGCUUCGCUUUUAACUAGUCUGGAUCUCUAUCCACAUUGGACAGCCUCCGUUUGACCUCUGAGCCCCCUGAGAAAAUCACCCUCUGUCUGGCUCCUCGCUCUCAAUCUCUCAAUCUCUCUAUCUCUCUAUCUCUCUCUCUCUCUCUCUCUCUCUCUCUCUAUCUAUCUAUCUAUCUCUCUAUCUAUCUAUCUAUCUAUCUAUCUAUCUAUCUAUCUAUCUAUCUAUCUAUCUAUCUAUCUAUCUAUCUAUCUAUCUAUCUAUCUAUCUAUCUAUCUAUCUAUCUAUCUAUCUAUCUAUCUAUCUAUCUAUCUAUCUAUCUAUCUAUCUAUCUAUCUAUCUAUCUAUCUAUCUAUCUAUCUAUCUAUCUAUCUAUCUAUCUAUCUAUCUAUCUAUCUAUCUAUCUAUCUAUCUAUCUAUCUAUAUCUCUUUCCCUCUAUGUCUGGGUGAGGGGAUCUUAAUGUCUCCCUCCAUGCUCUUUUUAGCUUCUCUUGUUGUUUCUGCUGCUCGGCUCCCUUGGAACUAAAAGGCCUUUCUUGAAGAAUCUCGCUUCAAGCAUGUCUCUCGCUCUUCAAAACCUAGCAGACUCUCUUUUUGUGUGCAUGUGUGUGUGCGUGUAUGUAUGACUUUGAGUGUGUGUCUACCAGUGAAGGUUAGUUUCUGUGUGUGUUUGUUUGUGUCAGUCCUUGUGGAUGCAUGACUACGCUUCUUGAAGCAGCAGGUGUCUGUGGUGUUGUGGCUGACUCAUCGCCUUCUACUGUUAAGGGCUUCAGAAACUCAUGCGCCCAAAAACAUUAUAUUGUGUAUGUUUUAUUUUCACUCUCAAACAUGCCACGUAUUUUAAGGGAUGGAAUGUGUCCAAGCAGUGACACUUUCCUCUCAUUUGGCCCCAAAGUGAAAGUAGCCCAACCUUGAGUGAAAUCAAAAGCCAUGCUUCCAACAUUGUUGGUUAUUAAUAUCCAUGCUUGAUGUUAUAAUAUUAACAGUAACGUUUUCAUUCUAAUAAGCAAAUAUGGCAUGGUUUUGGGGGGGGGCGGGGGGGGGGAAUUGAUUCUAAGUGGAUUGAGUUGCAUAUUUGUGCAACAUUUGUGCAACUCAGUAAAUGCCUUUAAAUCUGUGCUACAACUUUAAAUCGUACGUUUCAUGUUUUCAUUUCAUAUUUUUCCUGAACUUAAAAGACGAGCCGAACCUAUUAGGAUUCUUGUUUCCCGUUUCUGGUUGUAAUUUGUGUGUACAUUUUUCGUGUCUGCUUGUCCUUGAACUUCUCAGCCGCUGUGCCAUCAAGGCAACACUUAAUGUGCCAAGCCCAAUUGAUAUAUUGAUCCCUGUGGAAGAAAAAACAACCUGCAUGUUUGUUCCUCAAGGCAUUCUGUGGUUCUGUUGUUGUGUCCUCUGUUCUUUGGUUCCCUAAUAACUAUUCUUGUGUUGUUCUAUUUUUGUGUUUCGGUUUAUUGUGGACCGUGGGUUAAUUCUACUCUUGUUUUGAGUUCUGAAUAAGUGUGGACAUGGCAUGCUCUUUGUGAGGGGAGGGCUUUAUAUGCUCAAAGAGCCAAUCAGACUGGGGUAUUUUAAACCUCAGAGCUUCAUUGUCGAUAGAUUAUUGAUCACAACUUCCUGACGUCAAUGAUGAGCAUGUCUUACCUUGUGGUGUCAUGUUCACCCAUUUAGAAAACCAAAUAAAACAUGUCAAGAUCCUUAA